CCGAGGAGAGUCUGGUAUUCCGAGAGUUUAUAGCUCCCUCUCAUGUCUGGUGAGUGAGUGACAGAGGGAGGCAGGCGAAGGGUGUUUCUCCACUGCAUCUCAGCCAGGGACAGCUGACUGGUUGGGAUCUAAUUGCUCUCAAGUGAGGUCAGCAGGAGGCAUUUAUCUAAGCGGAGUACACAGCGACAGUGGAAGAUGCACAGAGUCAGCUUGCCAGAAUCAGAGAAAAGUACAUGGGACCUGACAGAAGCUCCCAGCUCUCGCUCCGCUCUGCUGCAUCACUGGACGUGGUUUACCACUGAGCUCACGGCUUCAGAACCAGAGAGCCUUCGCACUCAGACUCUGACCGGAGAGGAGCAGGCGCCUGACAACUCCUAUCAUCACUGACAGCACGUUGACACCGUGUUCAACUAUUUUGAUCCUGGAUUAUGUCGCCACUUGUUGGACUAUGGUCUCUAGAGGAUGGAUCAGUCAGCGUGUUCUCUCACUGAGGACUAACAGAAAAAAAUCACCUCCGGACACCGUCGGCUGUCCUCUCUGGGAGACUUCCCACCAGCCACUCCACGCCAGCCUCACAAGGUCUUCCUCUCAAGAUCCCUGUCCCAACAUCCCACCAGGAAUCUCCUCUCCAGAAAAAAAAAGGGCCUGAGUCAGGGCUCAGAGGGUCGGAGGGCUGAGGGAUAGUGCGCGGCUCCCAAUCUCGCAUUUCAGUAUGUGGUUCAUUGAUCCCCACUGUAUUGUAUGAUAAUGCGCAAAUGGAUGCUGACAUGGAACCUUCAGAAUCUGUUCUCGGGACUCUACCUGCACGCAGCCUUUCUGUUUGGCAGUGUGUGUGUGGUCUACAGUGACUGCACCCCAGAGCAACUCGCCGCCAUCAUGAACUGCUCCAAACACGAGCGCCACACAAGGAACUAUGAUUACAUGGAGGGAGGAGAUGUGCGAAUUCGACAGCUGUUCAGCGGCACGCAGUGGUUCCUAACGAUUGAUGACUCGGGAAACAUCAACGGGACGCAAGAUCCCACCAACUGCCACAGUAUCCUGGAGAUCAGAACUGUUUCUGAGGGCGGCAUCCUGGCUAUCAAAGGUGUGAAGAGCCAGUAUUAUAUCUGUAUGAGCAAGGCCGGACAGCUGCAAGGCAAGAGGAUCUACAAUGAAAACUGCAACUUCAAGGAGGUUUUCCUAGAAAACUACUUCAACGCUUACUCCUCCACGAAGAGGACUAAAAACGGCAAAGAAAUGUUCAUAGCCCUGUCGCAGAAAGGAAGACCAAUGCGAGGGAAGAAGACCAGGAGGGAGCACGUCGCCUCUCACUUCAUCCCGAUGCAAUGCCGAGAGGAGGAGAGGAGAGUGGAGUGAAGAAACCAAUGACUCAGUUGCAAACUGUUGGUGGUUUUAGUCCCAUUUACAUGUUAGCACACACAUAGUCCCAUUACCGGCCUCACAGUGCAUCCUCCUCAGGCUUUAGAUUGUGUACGAUAACAUGCUAUCGAAAGGAGGAUUAGAUUAAACCACUUUAGUCAACUUUAAAUACGACAUCUGAAAGUAUGGAAACACUGCUAAAGUUGGUUGUGUCGUUUCUAUUUUGAAGUAGUGUUUUCCUACAAAAAGCACAGUCAAGACAAAACUCUUUUUCUAGGCUGAUCCACAAACUAGAGGAUGAGGAGACCUACGUGAUCACAAGAAAGGUUGAGAAUGAACAUCUGGCUUGACCAACGAGUGCGGAAGCAAGCUGGACUUGUCUUUUUCAUUUCAAACGACUGAGUUACACUCAACUGCUGCCCACUAAAUGAGAAUAGCGCAUUCUUUACAGAAAUAUAAACGGCGUGCAUAAAACAAGCCAUUUGUGAAUGAUGCGUUCGAGACCGUUGGAGAGUGGAGUCUGGUCAAACGCACCAAAGCUGCUCACUGACCCCCUCGUCUUUGCAGAGGGAUUUUGAAAUGCUAGAACGUUCUGCUGGUCAAGAGAUGCCCGGACUAAAAACCAAAUCGAACAGCAUGAGUGACGUGUAUGCUAUAUAAUCUCUUACGGAGCAAACAAUCUUGUAUGAUAACAGCUCACAUAUUUAUUUUUAAAGAAGUUUUCUUCUGUUUCUGUUCAGACAUUCCUGUUUUACGAAGCAUGGCACGGACAACAGAGGUAACAUAGGCCCAUUUAUGGUCAAACACUCCUUUCACCCACAGUAACCCAGCUAAGGCUUUGUGGUUCAUGAUUGUAAGUUAUUUCUUUUCUUUAUAUAAAUAGAUUUGUUAUGUGUUAAAUUGUCCCCUAUACUGCAACGUGCAUUGUUCUACGUUGACCAUUUACUGUGAAACAGAUGAAGCAGUUUUAUGGCCUCUAUUGGGGUUUUUUCUCCCCUAUAGGGGUAUAACAGACCUCAAAUCACAUCCCAUACGCUAGCUUAGUUCCUUUUGUUGACAGCAAGCGUCUGCCUAACAAUAAAUCAAACAGAAAGGAGGUUUCGGCCGUAUAUUCAAACAUUUCCACCUGCUCUAGUCUGAGACUGUGCUUUUUGACCGCAUGUCAAAUACUGUACAAUACAAGGCAUUUAUCCUGCCACUAAUGAAACUAUGCUAUUGAGGACAAAAAAGAAGAGAAGUGUAUUUUUCUUACACACUGUGAUGGGAAAAUUCAGAACACUUGCACCGGCACUGUGCAUUUUAGAAGAGCUAUUUAUUCUGUCUAUCACUAAUAACAAUGAUAACCUUGUUGUUCAUUCACAGCUUGUUCAGUUUCUGUAAUCAAAACUCCGAUCUGGUCUCAUUUCUGAAUAAUAUGCAAUCUGUAAUUUGCUGUAUUUUUAACCUUGUUAGAAUAUGACUGUUUUGAGAACUUACUGUACACUUAAACUCUAGAAUUUGCAUAAUCCUUUGGAGAAAAUGUAUCAUCGAUGAAGCAGCUGCAACGUUUCGAAUUGGGACGCUGAUGUCAGCUUUAAGAUGAUUAAUUACCCAGCACAAAUAAACUCUUGGA
Messenger RNA from Menidia menidia (Atlantic silverside), 2971 nucleotides. NCBI's taxonomy places the organism in Eukaryota, Metazoa, Chordata, Actinopteri, Atheriniformes, Atherinopsidae. The record is from the annotation of a GenBank genome assembly.